Messenger RNA from Gymnodraco acuticeps, 4019 nucleotides. Its product is annotated as zinc finger protein 32-like. The record is from RefSeq and is a predicted model, not a curated record. NCBI's taxonomy places the organism in Eukaryota, Metazoa, Chordata, Actinopteri, Perciformes, Bathydraconidae. The coding region runs from base 1393 to 2778 and encodes 461 amino acids. Gene Ontology annotation, biological process: regulation of transcription by RNA polymerase II. Gene Ontology annotation, molecular function: DNA-binding transcription factor activity; RNA polymerase II cis-regulatory region sequence-specific DNA binding. The transcript is spliced from 2 exons.
GAUGAUCCCGCUCUUUCUAACUGGGAACCAGAUCGCGUCUCGUGGGUUCUCUCUCUACAUCCAUGGUUCUCUCUCGGUGUUCCUGAGGAAGUGUGUGUGAGCAGCUGAUCCAUCGUCUGUGUGUCUGGAUGAACCUCUGACUUUGUGCUCUUUCUUCUGAAGCCUUUAGCUCGGACUCUAGAAGCUAAGUUAGCAUGCUAGCUUAGCAUGCUAGCUGGUAACACGCUAGCAACACAGAGUGAGAGAAACAGGAAGUGGUGAUUUAGUAAACAUGAGUGUUGUGCUGCUCUCGUUGGUGAAGCAGCGACUCACUGCAGCUGCUGAAGACAUCUUUGUUCUGUUUGAAAGAACGAUAGCAGAGUACGAGGAGGAACUGUCUCGUUCAAAACAGGAGAACGAGAGACACCGGAAACUACUGGACGCUGUUUUACAGCCUCAGCUUCAGAUCCACAGAGCAGUGUAGUGGAGCCACACUUGAGAGCGUUUACGCGAACCAUCUUUGGUGUUAUGAAGUGGCCGAGCUCGUGAACUGUCUACGAGAGGGCGUGGGGAGCCUCGCUGCAGUGCAACUGUGGACCUCUGUCGCCUGUCAGCGCAACUUACAUGAUGCCGUUUAAAAAAGUUAAGGGCGGUGCCGGCCGUCAGCGAACCAAGCCGGCUGCCAGCGGCCCGCUGAUGACUGGCCGUUCUGUGAUUCUCCAGAACACACAGAUGGCCAGUCCGCCCCUGGUUACCCUGUAUUCCACCGGGUCACCGCGGCGCAGACGGACCCGGUGGAAUACAGGGUCUACCGCGUUUAGGAAUCGUAAAGCAGCACCGAAAUUGUGUACUUUUUAUGGGUACCCGGUACACAGCAUUUUCUUAUCGUUCUCAUCUGGAACCGAGUUUUGGUUCCCAACCCUAGUCUUAUGUAAUAUUCAAUGCUUUGUUUAGUCUUUUCAUUAGCUGUAAGCUGCAAUCAUCAAGGUUAAAACACUGGAAAUAAUCCCUUUGUAUGUGAUGAAUCUAUGUGAUGUAUACGUUUAAACUUUAUAAAUUGAAUUACUAUUCCAUGAUAUUCAAUUCAUUGAGAUGCACCUGUAUGAGUCCAAGUACAGGUUUAGCGAGGUAUUGAGUGAUGCUAAACGACUACUCUGAGAAACUCCAACACCAGUUCUCAGAUAACGACUCUGCAGACGGGUCACAAACUAUAAGGCUAAGGCCUCACACUCUGUCAACAACCGACGCCUUGCUAACCGGCAGUGAAACUACAUUUUAGAUCAGUUACCGUACUAACUCACCUCAUCUGGAAAAAAUAUGUAAUUGACAGACUAUUGAGCCAACAGAAAUACACAGUGGGCGUAAACUUCGUGGUUAGAUUUUAAAUUCUAAUACUCUACAGUUUCUCUGAAUAUGUGUUUCCUGUUUCCUGCAGACUUCCAGCAGCUGGUGGUGGUUAAAGAAGAGGUUCCCCCUGAGCAGCAGGAGUGGAGCUCCAGUCUGGACCAGGAGGACCCAGAGCCCCCCCCACACAUUAAAGAGGAACAGGAGGAACUCUGUAUCAGUCAGGAGGGAGAGCAGCUUCAAGGGCUGGAGGAGGCUGAUAUCAUCAAGUUCACAUUCACUCCUGUCCCUGUGAAGAGUGAAGAUGAUGAAGAGAAACCUCAGUCCUCUCAGCUUCAUCAAAUACAAACUGAACACCUGGAAACAGAAGCUGAUGGAGAGGACUGUGGAGGACCAGAACCAGCAAGGAGCUCUGAUCCAGAGAGACAUUUACAACCAGAGACUGAGGACAACCCUGGAGACUCUUCUGAACCUGACACUGGAGACUCUUCUGAACCUGACACUGAAGACAGUGCUGAUUGGAAGAAGACCAGAGAAUCAGGUUCAAAGUCUCAGAGAAAUAAACAAGACCAUGUCAGUGAUUCAAGACGUAGGACUGGAAAGAAACACUUUAGAUGCUCUCAGUGUGCGAAAAUAUUUGGCCGCAAGUCAAGUCUGAAUAGACAUAUCAUAAUUCAUACCGGAGAGAAACCAUUUACCUGCUUAGUUUGUGAAAAAUCUUUUGCGGAGAGAGGAGAUUUAAAGACACACAUGAGAAUCCACACAGGAGACAAACCAUUCAGCUGCUCAGUCUGUAACAAAUCUUUUGCAGUGAGAGGAAGUUUAAAGGACCACAUUAGAAUCCACACAGGAGAGAAACCGUUCAGCUGCUCAGUCUGUGAGAAAUAUUUUACACAGAGAGGAGAAUUACAGAGACACAUGAGAGUCCAUACAGGAGAGAAACCAUUCAGCUGCUCAGUCUGUGAGAAAUCUUUUGCAGAGAGAAGAGAUUUACAGAGACACAUGAGAAUCCAUACAGGAGAGAAACCAUUCAGCUGCUCAGUCUGUGAGAAAUCUUUUACACAGAGAGGAGAUUUAAAAUGCCACAUGAGAAUCCACACUGGAGAGAAACCAUUUAGCUGCGGUUUUUGUGACAAAAUAUUCACUUGGAGUCGUCAGGUCAAAAGCCAUAAGUGUGUUGGUCGUCAGUCCUCACAGCUUCAUCAAACUCAAACUGAGGAGGACAGAGAGGCAGAGCCUCCAGCCAGCAGCUCAGCUGAACACAUGGAAACAGAAGCUGAUGGAGAGGACUGUGGCGGACCAGAACCAGCCAGGAAUUCAGAUCCAGAGAGACUUUUACAACCAGAGACUGAGGACAACCCUGGAGACUCUUCUGAACCUGACGUUUUUCAAGUCAAAUCUGCAUGUGCAACAAAAAAACAGGACAAUUCAUUAGUCCUUCGACAAUUCACAUGAGAAAAAUCUGUCUGGCUGAAUAAACUCUGUUUGACAAUAUUCAUAUAUGACUUUAUAUAAACUCCAUCUUUAUCAACAGAAGUUUUGAAUAUGUUUAAUGUUUUUGUCAUACUACUUUUCUGAUGUGUACUAUAACCACUGACUGAUUAAUCUGCAGUAGUUUCUCUAAUAAUCUGUUUGUUUAAUGAAAUGUUGUGACUUUAAACUUCCAUUGGGAUGUUGUUGAUAGUUCCUGUUGAGUUAUCAGUCUGUUCUGGUCUAAAAGAAAAACCAAUGACUUAUUGAUAUAGAGAAUAUUUACGAUGUUUUCAGUUUGAUUCUGUUUAUAUCAUCAAACCAAACUAAAAGAAAAAGGCCUUUGAAACAGACUCACAUUCCUGCCUAUUGUUUGUGUUUUGCAGCAGAUUGCAAUCAGCUCAUUCAGAGUUCAGAGUUUAUACCCGUCUUAAUCUACACUGUAAGACCGAACAUUACAACCUUCUGAAAGAAAAUGGGUUGUUUUAACUCAAACAUUUAAAAACGUUAAUUCACCGCUAAUUUUCUGAUGACUAUGAACGCUGGUCUGACGUCAUCACGUUUGUGCUCCGCCCCCGACGUGCCUAGACGUUCUAUCACCCAUGCCUUCACCAGAGUCCGCCAUUAACUCCUCGCCUCGGUUGAAAUCGCUCAGACUUUUAAGAAUACUUUGCCCACCGUGCUCUCACUGCCGGAAUCGUGAUCCUUCACUUUGUGUGGCAUGGUGUGUUAGUUUGAUUUGAGCUCUUGGUAGCUAGCCUACAUUUAAUAUCUGCCUCACUUGAAAAAUGAUUUAACUUACGUUUAAGACAGUAUUUUUAUAUUGUUUUAAGUUAUAUCUCAUAGUGGAACGUUUGUGUUGCAAAAGUUCUCUGGAAAAUUCGAAUCUAAAAUGGCGGCAGGCGGCGCGUUUUCUUUCUUCUUUUUUUUUUACCGCAUGUUUUAUUAAUUUAGAGGCAUAGAGGAUUUACGUUCAUUUGAUCCACUACAAUGUACCAUAACUGUGCGUUCUGCAUGUUUGUAAAAGCAAGCUAACUUGAAACACUAGACUAUUCAUUUUACAAGGUAAUUUAUACCCCCCAGCGUUUUCAAAUACAUGUAACUCAGCAAAGGUAAUGAUCGCGCAGUGAUGAUACUAAUACUUCUAGAAUCUGUGGAAUCUCAGCUUUAAUCUGAUAUCUUGUAUGUGCAGUUACGAUAAGUAUAAUAAAGUAUUUCUACCGUGA